This is a messenger RNA of Botrytis sinoallii, 993 nucleotides long. RefSeq lists its product as uncharacterized. NCBI's taxonomy places the organism in Eukaryota, Fungi, Ascomycota, Leotiomycetes, Helotiales, Sclerotiniaceae. The coding region runs from base 1 to 993 and encodes 330 amino acids. Gene Ontology annotation, molecular function: hydrolase activity. The record is from RefSeq and is a predicted model, not a curated record. The transcript is spliced from 3 exons.
AUGGAUGCUUUGCCUCAUUUAGAGAACACAAAUUUAGAGUAUGCAAGUACCAAGAUUGUUAAGCGUAGUGACGGAAAAGAAACACCGGCGAUGCACGCGUGCGGUCACGAUAUGCACACUGCUGUAUUACUUGCCGAUGAAAAGAUGCUUCUCGAAGCGAAAUCGGAAUGGUCUGGCACUUUGGUUGUCUUGUUUCGACCAGCGGAAGAGCUGGCAGUGGGUGCACGAGCCAUGGUCGAAGACGGUCUUUACGAUGCAUCCAAGUUCGCUGUCCCUAAGCCAGAUAUAGUACUUGGACAACACACGCAUGCUUUCAAAGCUGGUAUGAUUGCUCUUGGGCGAGGUGCGAUCUUAACAGCAGUGGAUUCAUUCGAUGUACGGAUUUUUGGGAAGAGUGGGCAUAUUUGUCGUGCCGACUUUAUUGUCAGAAAAGAAGUGCGACCAGAAGAAUUUGCGGUCAUUGGAUGUGCCAGUAUUCAUGUUGGCAGUACAGCAAAUAUCAUCCCAGAUUUUGUGGAUCUGAAAAUUUCAAUCCGGUCAUACAAUCCAAGCAUUCACGAACGCUUAGUUGAAGCGGUCAAACGUGUCGUUUACUCGGAGUGCGGGAUUUCUGGUUCUCUCGCCAUAAGAGAACCGAUAUUUACAACGACUAUGCAUGCCCCUCCCACCGUCAAUGAUUUUCCAGAGGCAGAAAUACUGAAGAAAUCUUUUGGAGAAUAUUUUGGAAGGAACUUGAUUCCAGCUGAUCAUUUUGGUGCCAGCGAGGAUAUCUCGUACUUGGCAUUGGGGUGUGACGCUCCUUAUGUUUUCUACAACUUUGGUUGUGUCGACCAGGAUACUUGGGAAGAGGCAAAGUUUAAAGGAACCAUGGAGGACAUUCCCCAUAAUCAUUCCGCAUUAUUUGCGCCAAAGAUCCAGCCAAUAAUGACUACUGCUGUAGAUGCCUUCGCACUUGCGGCUUUGACAUUCUUCCAUAGAGGCGGGGUCAAAUGA